Staurois parvus is the source of this 317-nucleotide messenger RNA. NCBI's taxonomy places the organism in Eukaryota, Metazoa, Chordata, Amphibia, Anura, Ranidae. The record is from the annotation of a GenBank genome assembly.
AUGUAUGUGAAAUGGUUUGAUACAGUAAUGUUUUACUAUGUUAUUUUAGUGAAUUUAGUGAAUGUCACUUUUUGUCAUUUUAAAAUUUCCCGCCGUACCGUCCCCAUACGUCCCGACGUUGCAGGGAACGGAACCCAGAAGACAGAUGCCGGCAUCCGCCGGAGGACUUUGCUGGGGACACUGCAGGGGGGACAUUGCGGGAGCGCAGGACAAGGUAAGAGAAGAACAGAUCCCAGAGCAGCGCCGCAUGGUAUUCCCCGAGUGUAGCUCAGGGUUACUGCUUGUGCUACACUCGGGAAUACCGCCAGGGAGGCUAC